GUGCCUUUGUUAUUUGAUGAGCUAGCGAUUACACGCCCCCGCCAACACUUGUCAGUCAUAUGCUGUUCUGCUCUCUUCAAGUGCUCCUUCCCGCCGCCCUUGCGAUCUCUCCAGGCGGUCCUUGGGGUGUGUUCAACUAUGCACCCAAGUCAGACGGUCUACCCUCAAGGCGUACACAGAAGCAUAGGGUUCCGUGUCUGGCGCUAGAAAUCUGGUAGGGAUUACCGGAAGCGCGGACUUUCAAGCAAUCGAGGUACAGGGCUUGCCCUUUUUGAAGAUCCAAGGCUCAGAAACCCUUUUUAAGCCGGAGUGAGCUUUAGGCAAUACGUCUUCAGUGUUUCUCUCUUUCACAGAGUACGCCAGCAUUUAUCGACCCUCUUGCUUCAGACCGCUCUUCAUACCCGAAGACACGUUUUCACGAUCCCCGCGCCAUUAUCAAAGCGACACUGGACCCAGCCUUCUUAUUCUUACGCGGCGGCCGCUUCCGAUAUCUGGCUAUAGUAUCUCAUUCGGAGACCACUCUCGAACGACGAUCCAAUGUCUCUUGGGCCACUCCGUUCAUGUAGAAUUGCAGGUCAAAUUUUUUUACUUCGGAUCCUGCGUUCCACGAUCCGG
Guyanagaster necrorhizus is the source of this 615-nucleotide messenger RNA. RefSeq lists its product as uncharacterized. The record is from RefSeq and is a predicted model, not a curated record. The coding region runs from base 60 to 218 and encodes 52 amino acids. The transcript has a single exon. NCBI's taxonomy places the organism in Eukaryota, Fungi, Basidiomycota, Agaricomycetes, Agaricales, Physalacriaceae.